Molecule: messenger RNA, 240 nt
Organism: Entrophospora sp. SA101
Lineage: Eukaryota; Fungi; Glomeromycota; Glomeromycetes; Entrophosporales; Entrophosporaceae
Source: the annotation of a GenBank genome assembly
AUGCAAAAACUUGUUGAUGACGAUGAUGAUGAUGGGGGAGAAGUAGAAGAAAAAUUUGUAGAUGAAGAUGUGGACGAUAGUAAUGACGAUAAAGGUAUUGAAUUGUUAAUGUUAUUAUUAUUGGAUGAUAAUAGUGAUGAUGACGAUAGAAUAACAUUUAGAGGAGUUUUGUUUGUAGGAUCAAUUAUUGGUAUUGCUCUUUUUUGUUGUGGUGGUGUUAUAUUAAUGGAUUUGGACUGA